This is a messenger RNA of Chlamydomonas reinhardtii, 3205 nucleotides long. RefSeq lists its product as uncharacterized. Lineage: Eukaryota; Viridiplantae; Chlorophyta; Chlorophyceae; Chlamydomonadales; Chlamydomonadaceae. The record is from RefSeq and is a predicted model, not a curated record. The transcript is spliced from 5 exons. The coding region runs from base 85 to 1980 and encodes 631 amino acids.
GCAAUAGUUGCUGUGUGAAAUCCUUUACUUUUAACAUGCUAGCUGAGAUUUAAGACGGAAACUGGAAAGACAGUGCGUGGAGCCAUGCCACCCAAGUUUAACGAGCGCGUGGCAGCAGGCCUCGCGAGCCUGUUUGGCGACAAUGAUUCCACCGACUGCUCUAUUGUAUUCACAUUAUCUCAGCCAGGAAACGCGAAGUCGACGGCCCAUGCUGCAGGCAGAGCUGCAGGCCCCUCGGGCGCAGCCAGGCGCAAGAAACGCAAGGCGGACAAGCUAGCCCAGGAGCAUGAGGACAGGGCCGAGCUCGAGGCGGGCGUGCAGGUCGUGGGCGAACCCCUGCCUGCACACACCAUCGUGCUUCGCUUGGCGUCGGAGCGCUUCAAGACGCAGGUGGAGCGGUGGUCGGCAGACCCGUCCGGCCGCGCUGGGCCCAGCAGUAAGCGGCAGGCGGUGGCUGCCGGGUUGCCCCAGCAGGGGGGUGGAGGAGGGCGGCCGCAGCCACAGCCGCAGCCCCAGCGGCCGCCGCCACUGCAGCUGCGUGUGCCGCUGGGCAGUGAGGAGGAGCUGCCCGCAGCACUCGCAGCCAUCAAGUUCGCCUACACGGGGCGGAUAGAGGCGGGCAGCAUCACAGAGGCGCUGCAGGUGCGGCAGCAGGCGGACUACCUGCAAAUGGAGGGGUGCGUGGAGGCGUGUGUGGCGGCGGUGCGGGAGAAGCUGGCGGCACCCGUGGCGGCAGCCGCUGGUGUAGGAACAGCGGCGGGCGCCGCCGGGGCCUCAAGCAGCGCGGGGGCCACCAGCAGCGCAGAGCAGGCGCCUCCCGUGCUACAGCUAUACGGCUGCGCACAGCUAUGGCCAGACCCAAAGCAGGAGCCGGCGUUUGCGGCGCUGCUGACGGAGGCCAAGCCGCAGCUGGUGGCGCACUUUGGGGACGCGCUGGCGGUGCUGAACAAGCAGCAGCUGUAUGACCAGAUGCGGGCGCUGCCGGCUGUGGGCCUGGAGGCUCUGCUGGAGUCCGACGACUUCGGCACCGACAGCGAGAGCAGCGUGGUGCUGGUGCUGGCAGAGUGGAUGCAAGUGAACUACGGCACCACGGACGCGGCCACGCGGUGGCGGCUGUUUGGGCUGCUGCGGCUAUCACAGUGCAGCCGCGCCUACCUGGACUGGGUCCUGUCCGCACUGGCGCUGAACCACCACUGCCACCCUGACAGCCAGGCGGGCUGGUUCUGGAUCACGCCAGAACAGGCCAGCUUCAUCGCGGCCUACGCAGCGGCCGCCUCAGAUAACGACAGGGCAACGCUUCACCAGGGCCUCACGUGUGCCUGGAUCUGCGGCAUAGACAGGGCACCAGGGCAACCGGCGCGGCCUCCAGCGGCGUGGCUCCAGGGCAGGCGUCGGCGCCAGUGCGUGCCACCGGAGGGACUCAGAUUCAGCUGGACUUGCAGCCCAGUACAGCUGCAAGGAAGUCACUGGUUGAGCCUGGGCAUUGUGGGCACGCCACAUGCGUGCAGCGUCGCGGCGAUGGGGCUGCAGUGGUUUCCCAGAAUCCACCACGUCCAGGGCCGACCAGCCGCUAACAUAAACCUCAAGCCGGACGUGCCCGCGGCCUACCAGCAGGGACAGCAGCGCACGGUGCGGCUGCGUGGCGCUGACUGGGGCUUUCCACGCCCAGUUGCGAUGCUGGACGCCGCACUGUACCUGCACAGGCGGCUUGGCGGUGGACAACGAGAGGAGGCGCAGGUGCUGACGACCAGCUCUGAAAAGCUGGAACUGACGGGGCGUGGCGGGUGGACCUAUGACUGCAUCAAGCUCACACAAGCGCCCGCCCCGCCCCAGCCACAGCAGCAGGAGCAGCGGGGACAGGGGCAAAAGACGCAGAAGCAGACGGAGCAGGAUGUGCGGGCGCUGGUUGAGGCGCAGUGGGCCGAUUACCUGGAAGGUGGUGUCAUCACGGGCUGCCUCAACAUCAUGCGGCCCGCAUGAUUGCGGCGCAACCGAGGAGGCAGGGUUGGUGUGGGGAGCAGGGGCGUUCCAGGCGGUGCGGCGGGGCAAAGGGCAGUGAGGGGCAGUGCUGUCGACACGCAGUAAGGCCCACUGAUUUUGGCAAAUGCGGACGGCAGCGGCCACCCGCGCAGGUGUGUGUGUGUGUGUUAAAGAGCACAAGGAAAACAUUACGCGUAGGACAGUGUAUGCGCAGGUGUGUGUGUGUGUGUGUAUGUGUGUGUGUGUAUGUGUGUGUGUGUGUGUGUGUGUGUGUGUGUGUGUGUGUGUAUGUGUAUGUGUGUGUGGGGGGGGGGCGAGCGUGUGCGUGUCACGAACGGUGUGUGCCGAGGCGGGCAGCCCCAGUGCUGUGCGCCCAUGGCCAUGAUGGCUGCAGAGCGAGUGUGUGGACGACUCUCCGUAUGACGCUACAUGUCGUGCUGGGCACCGGUGGCGCUGGUGUUCUCCAGGCGGCGGGGAAAACUCGGGCGUCUGCAACGACUGCUUGACGACCUGGAACCGCGACGUCUCCGCCGCCAACGUGAUCCGUGUGCUCCUCCUGCUGAAGCUGAUGGGCUUCGAGCGGCCGACCAAGCUGCAGCGGCCGCCAUGGCCGCCGCCGGCGGCGGGGCCAGGCUGAGAGCCUGAACGGCGCUAGCAGGGCGUGGGGCUGAGGGUGCACGUGUCGGUUGGCGGCGAGUGACGUGACUAGUUUGUUAGCUGCGGGUUAGCACGGACUGUGCAACCCACCCAACCGGCCAUGUCCGGAUUUGCGGGGAUGCCAAAGGCCCCCAACAUAGAGGCGUGUGCUUAGUAGGCGCCCGCGUCAAGGUGGCUGGGUUGAUAACGACCCGGGAUCAGCCCUUUUCCUGCCUCCCUAAGGCAGCCACCUCCUUGUUCUUGCAAUGAUCGUGUGGGUUUUGCUGCUUGGGCGAGCACCUGGGAUUGAGUAGGGAGGGAUGUGUCCAUACCUUAGCCAUCCAUCGGUCCGCGACCUGCUGGAACAGGUUGUGUGGGACAGGGCGUGUUGCUGGCUUGGGGCUGUUGCAGUGUUGCUUUUGUGCGAGCGCUACGCGGGGCUGAUUACUAUUUAAUUGGUCGCGGGUUGGUGUCUGAGGCUCCAGCGGACCGGCCACACUGCGGCACGGGCUGACUGACUCGGUCUGACCGGUAGGGGGUUGACUUCAAAAAGGCAAAGCAAGUGCCUAAUGUAUGAUAUACAGAAUUG